Populus nigra (black poplar) is the source of this 1948-nucleotide messenger RNA. RefSeq names its product SNF1-related protein kinase catalytic subunit alpha KIN10-like. Gene Ontology annotation, cellular component: cytoplasm. The transcript has 11 exons. Lineage: Eukaryota; Viridiplantae; Streptophyta; Magnoliopsida; Malpighiales; Salicaceae. Gene Ontology annotation, biological process: intracellular signal transduction; protein phosphorylation. Bases 160 to 1707 code for a protein of 515 amino acids. The record is from RefSeq and is a predicted model, not a curated record. Gene Ontology annotation, molecular function: ATP binding; protein serine/threonine kinase activity.
AUGUAAGCGCCCAUCAAUGUUUUAUUCCCCUUCAUGGCAGUAUCUCUAUGGACCUCUUCUCUUGUCAUCAUCAGUCUCUAGUUUUUCACUAAUCUGCCUUCUUCCUCCUUGGUGAGAGACCCUUUACGCUCCUCGGUUUUGACAACAAGAAAUCAAGAAAUGGAAGGAUCAUCUCGUAAAAAACGCAGCCGUGUGGAGAUGCUUUCACCAAAUUACAAGCUUGGUAAAACUCUUGGAUAUGGCUCCUUUGGAGAGGUGAAGCUUGCUGAGCAUAAAUUGACAGGUCUUCAUGUUGCCAUCAAAAUACUUAAUCGCCAUGAGAUGAAAAAACAGGGGAUGGAAGAAAAAGCGAGGAGAGAAAUCAAAAUCUUGAAAAUGCUAAUGCAUCCUCAUAUUGUACGACUGUAUGAGGUUAUUGAAACAUCAUCUAAUAUAUUUGUUGUAAUGGAGUAUGCCAACUGUGGGGAACUCUUUGAAUAUAUUUUGGAGAAGGGUAGGUUAGAAGAAGAUGAGGCACGCAGUUUUUUCCAGCAGACAAUUUCUGGUCUCGAAUUUUGCCACAGGAAUAUGGUUGUUCAUAGAGACCUUAAGCCCGAGAAUUUGCUGUUAGAUUCUAAGCACAAUGUGAAGAUUGCUGAUUUUGGUUUGAGCAAUAUAAUGCAAGACGGUCAUUUUCUAAAGACAAAUUGUGGAAGUUACAACUAUGCUGCCCCAGAGGUCCUAGCUAGGAAAUUGUAUGUUGGGCCUGAAGUGGAUAUAUGGAGCUGUGGUGUUAUAUUGUAUGCUCUUCUUUGUGGUUCACUACCAUUUGAUGAUGAAAGCAUUCCCAAUCUCCUCAGGAAAAUAAAGGGUGGCAUAUAUUCUAUUCCCCGAUAUUUGUCACCUGGUGCAACAGAUAUGAUCUCAAAGAUGCUUGUGGUUGAUCCAAUGAGAAGAAUGAACAUGCCUGAAAUUCGUCAGCACCCGUGGUUCCAAGCUCACCUUCCACGUUAUUUGGCUGUUCCCCUGCCAGAUACUAUGCAAUAUGCUAAGAAGAUUGAUGUAGAGAUUUUUCAGGAAGUGGUCAAGCUGGGAUUUGAUGGGAAACAACUAACCGAAGCCCUUAUAUGCAGAACGCAAAAUGAGGCAACCGUUACAUACCAUUUGUUAUUGGACCAUCAAUUACGUGAUUCUAAUGGUUAUCUUGGAGCUGAGAUCCAAGAGACUACGGAAAGUAGUCUCAGUUCUAUGCAUCCAGAUGAGCCUUCUUCAUCAACAGGGCGCUUACUUCCAGGACAUAUUAAUAAUCAAGGAUUGGCUUUACAGCUUCCGGGCAAUAGGAAAUGGGCUCUUGGACUUCAGUCUCGAGCUCAUCCUCAUGAAAUAAUGAUAGUAGUUCUCAGAGCUCUGCAAGAACUGACUGUGUGCUGGAAGAAAAUUGGUGAUUACAAUAUGAAGUGCAGGUGGAUUCCUGGCACUCUUGAACCUCACAAAGGCAAAGCCAUGGCAGUGAACGACCACCCUGUUCAUAAUUCUGAUUUACUUGCGCAGCCCUCCAUUGUUGAGAAAGAUGCAAUCAUGAACCCACCAAAUGUGGUGAAGUUUGAAGUGCAGCUUUACAAAUCUCACGAGGAAAAAUACUUACUUGAUCUACAAAGAGUCGAGGGUCCUCAGUUACUCUUCUUGGAUCUUUGUGCAGCUUUCCUUGUACAGCUCAGAGUCCUUUAACCAUGCUCCUUGUCCCUUGGCCGUCUUUCAUUGUUUUAGCAAGCUCAUGUUGCAGGCAAUUAUGCAUUUCAACUUGUUCCUGUCUUAAAGAAUAAAAACCUUUUUUUUUUUUUUUUUUUGGCAGGCAUGCAUUUCAAGCUCAUGUUUCAAAUCAUGCAUUUCAUUUUUUUUUGUUCUUGUAUGCAAAACGUACUUGAAGCUUUAAAUUGAAUGCCCACUGCAAUUUAAGUUGUAAAUGAGA